UUUGAAAGUUGACCGGAAAUAACGCUGCCCGGGAGGGAAACAGUGCGUUUCUCUUGGGAACCGAUGUUUUGUGUAAAUUAUAAAUAAGUUUCACAUCCACCCGCAUGGCACCCGGUUCGUUUCUUAUUAGGAAGCCAUGUUGAAGUUUAAAUACGUGAGUCAGGGGAGCCUGAUACCGAUGGUCUCCUCCACGGACCCCAUCGCCAGCCGCAGCUCGCGACUCAACCAGGUGUUUCAGGGCCGUGCCAGUCUGCGGGGGCAGCCGGAGGGAUGCACUGUAGGCCGGGAGGAGUUCCUGGAGGCGCUGCUGCUCCUCUACCAGGAGUGCACCUCCCCGGAGCUGAUGAGCAUUCAGCACGUGGCGAACUUUGUCAACAAGUUUUCUGAAGUGGUCUCCGAGCUGCAGGCCCUGCAGCCUGGGGUCGAUGACUUUGAACUGUGUUCGGUGGUCGGCCGCGGUCACUUUGCUGAAGUCCAAGUCGUUCGAGAGAAAGCCACUGGAGACAUUUGUGCCCUGAAAGUCAUGGACAAGGCAGUUUUGCGCACUCAAGAAAAUCUGGUUUUUCAUGAAGUAGAGCGGAGGAUCCUGGCUCUUAACACCAGUCCCUGGAUCCCACAGCUUCACUACGCCUUCCAGGAUAAAGAACACAUCUACCUGGCGAUGGAAUACUUGCCAGGUGGUGACCUGAUGUCCCUACUAAACCGAUACGAGGAUCAGUUUGAUGAAUCCAUGGCUCAGUUCUAUUUGGCUGAGCUGGUAGAAGCCAUUCAUACUGUCCACCAGCUGGGCUACGUUCACAGAGACGUCAAACCAGAGAACGUUCUCAUCGAUCGGACUGGUCACAUUAAGCUGGCAGACUUCGGUUCAGCUGCCAGGCUGAAUGCUAACAAAACAGUAGCCGCUCCCAGGGUGCCUGUUGGCACCCAGGACUUCCUGUCUCCUGAGGUCCUGAUGGCAAUGAAUGGGGGCUCCUCUCACAGCACUUACGGGGUGGAGUGUGACUGGUGGUCCCUCGGCGUCAUAGCCUAUGAGAUGAUCUAUGGCAGGCCACCUUUUUCUAAUGGCACUUCUAAGACAAUUCACAACAUCGUUAACUUUGAGCAAUUCCUAAAGUUUCCGCAGCAGCAGCACGCCAGUAAGCAGUUUGUAGACCUGGUGCAGAGCUUGCUGUGUGGAGCCAAAGAGCGACUCGAUUUCCAGGGGCUCCACUGUCACGCUUUCUUCUCCAGUGUCGACUGGAACAACUUACGACACGUUCUCCCGCCUUUUGUUCCUGCAUUGCACACUGAGGAUGACACCUCUAAUUUUGAGGAGCCGGAGCAGGCAGCCCCCCGGCCAGCCUCAGCAGCCCAGCCAGGAGCUCUGUCGGUGGGCUUCCAGGGCCUGGAUCUGCCCUUUCUAGGCUGGUUCUUCAGCAGAGCAUUGACAACAUUGGCCAAAACUGAAUCAGUGUCUGCAGGCCUCAACUCUCCAGCUAAGGCCAACUCUAUGGAAAAGAAACUUCACCUGAAAAGCAAAGAAUUACAAGAAACUCAAGACAAAUGUCACAAGAUGGAUCAGGAGAUCUCCAGGUUCCAGCGUAAAAUGACUGACCUGGAGUCAGUACUCCAGCAGAAGGAUGUGGAGCUGAAGGCGUCUGAGACUCAGCGGGGCAUCCUGGAGCAAGACCUCGCCACCUACAUUACUGAGUGCAGCAGCCUGAAGCGAAGCUUGGAAGAGGCACGUGUGGAAGUCUCCAGAGAGGAUGACAAGGCCCUGCAGCUGCUGCAUGACAUCCGAGAACAGAGCAAUAAGCUGCAGGAAAUUAAAGAGCAAGAGUACCAUGCCCAACUGGAAGAGAUGCAGGUCACCAUCAGGCAGCUGGAGGAGGACCUGUCCGCCGCCCGGCGCCGCAGUGACCUCUAUGAAGCCGAACUUAGGGACUCCAGACAAACAAGUGAAGAACUGAAAAGGAAAGCUGUUGAAUACCAGCAGAGAAUCCAGAAGGCCAAAGAGCAGGGAAAGGCCGACGUGGAGGAGCUUCUCUCUAAACUUGAGAAGACUAACUCCGAGCAGCAGGUGAAAAUCCAAGAGCUCCAGGACAAACUGUCUAAGGCAGUGAAAGCGAGCACAGAAGCAACGGAGCUGCUGCAGAAUGUCCGGCAGGCCAAAGAGCGUCUGGAACGGGACCUGGAGCGUCUGCGAGGCAAAGGCGACUCCAGUGACUCUUUAAAACGUCGCCUCAGAGAGACAGAGGAGGGCAGGAAGACCCUGGAGAACCAGGUAAAGAGGCUGGAAAUGGUUGAGCGGCGGGAGAAUAAGCUGAAAGAUGACAUUCAAACCAAAUCCCAGCAGAUCCAGCAGAUGGCUGAAAAGAUCCUGGAACUGGAGGACAACCUGCGAGAUGCCCAGUCGACAGCCCAGAGAAUGGAAACCCAACUGGUUCAGAAAGAGAGGCUUUUUGAAGACAAGAUCAAGGUUCUGGAGACCCAGAUGAAGGUUGACCUGGCUGACAAGGAGAGCCUCGAGGUCAGAAGAGCCCAACAUGAGGAGGAGUCCAGGGAGAACUGCAAACUUAUCGGUGAACAGAAAGCAACCAUUAAUGCUAUGGAUUCCAAGAUGAAGAACCUGGAGCAGCGCAUCUCUGAGCUGUCAGAGGCUAACAAGCUGGCCGCUAACAGCAGCAUCUAUACCCAGAAGAAUAUGAAAGCCCAAGAGGAGAUGAUCUCUGAGCUACGGCAGCAGAAGUUCUACCUGGAGUCUCAGGCAGGGAAGCUGGAGGCCCAAAAUGCCAAACUGGAGGAGCACCUUGAGAAGAUGAGUCAACAGGAGCAGGCCAAGAGGACCCGACUGCAGGAGCUGGAGAGCAGGCUGCGAGAGAUGGGCCUGGAACAUGAAGAAGAGAAGCUGGAGAUCAGGAGACAGGUGUCGGAGUUGACCUUGUCUCUGCAGGAGCGUGAGUCUCAGAUUAGCAGCCUGCAGGCUGCCCGUCAUGCCCUGGAGAGCCAGCUGCAACAGGCAAAGACUGAGCUGGAAGAGACCACCGCUGAGGCUGAGGAGGAGAUCAACGCCCUCAGGAAUCACAGAGACGAAAUUCAGCACAAGUUUGAUGCCUUGAGAGAAAGCUGCUCGGUGAUCACUGACCUGGAGGAGCAGCUUACCCAGCUGAGUCAGGAGAAUGCUGAGUUGAACCGCCAGAACUUCUACCUGUCCAAACAACUUGAUGAGGCGUCUGAUGAGAGGGAGGACCAGCUGCAGCUCAGCCAGGAAGUGGACAGGCUGAGGAGGGAGGUGGCUGACCGCGAGAUGCACCUCAACAACCAGAAACAGAACAUUGAGACACUGAAGACAACAUGCAGCAUGUUGGAGGAGCAGGUGGUUGAGCUGGAGUCCCUAAACGACGAGCUGCUGGAGAAAGAGCGGCAGUGGGAGGCUUGGAGAGGGGCCCUGGAGGACGAAAAAAGCCAAGCUGAGAGACGCACAAGGGACCUGCAGAGACUGCUGGACAAUGAGAAGCAGAAUAGGCUGCGUGCAGACCAGCGCAGCAGUGAGUCUCGCCAGGCAGUGGAACUGGCCGUCAAAGAGCACAAAGCUGAGAUAGUGGCCUUACAGCAUGCUUUGAAGGAGCAGAGACUAAAGGCUGAAAGUCUGUCUGAUACUCUCAAUGAUCUGGAGAAGAAGCACUCAAUGCUAGAGAUGAACGCCCGCAGCUUACAGCAGAAACUGGAGACCGAGCGUGAACUGAAACAGAGGCUCAUGGAAGAGCAAGGGAAACUGCAGCAGCAGAUGGACCUGCAAAAGAGCCACAUUUUCCGCUUGACCCAAGGUCUGCAGGACGCCCUGGACCAGACUGACAUGCUCAAGACGGAGAGAACUGAUCUUGAGUACCAGCUGGAGAAUAUACAGGCUGUGUACUCCCAUGAGAAGGUGAAGAUGGAGGGGACCAUCUCCCAGCAGACUAAACUCAUUGACUUCCUCCAGGCGAAAAUGGACCAGCCCACCAAGAAAAAGAAGGGUAUAUUUGGGCGGCGGCGAGAAGAUGUAGGUACCACAACUAACGGCGCGCUGGUUCCACAGGCCCAGCCGGCAGUUCCCAUGCAGUACAGUGACAUGAAACUGGCUCUGGAGAAGGAGCGCUCAAGGUGUGCAGAGCUAGAGGAGGCUCUGCAGAAGAUGAGGAUAGAGCUACGGUCCCUUAGAGAAGAGGCGGCUCAUUUCAAAGCACAGGAACAUAUGGCUCCUUCCACUCCGGCCCAGGCUCGACACCAAAUCCUCAUGUCGGCCAUUGUCAAAUCCCCAGAACGUCAGCCCAAUCCCAGCAGCCUGCUGAACCCCUCCACCCGCUCUAAGGAGAUGUCCACACCUGAAGAAUUUGGUCGUCGUGUGAAGGAAAGAAUGCACCACAACAUCCCUCAUCGUUUCACUGUGGGCCUCAACAUGAGGGCUGCCAAGUGUGCUGUCUGUCUGGACACUGUGCAUUUUGGACGACAGGCUGCCACUUGUCUAGAGUGCAACACAUUGUGUCACCCUAAAUGCUCACCGUGUCUUCCGGCUACCUGCGGUCUGCCAGCCGAGUACGCCACUCACUUUUCUGAGGCUCUGUGCCGAGAAAAGGCGAACUCGCCUGCGCUGCAAGUCAAAGAGGCCAGUGGGCAUGUUCGUUUAGAGGGUUGGAUGAAGCAGCCUCGAAAUGGAAAGCGUGGUCAGCAAGGCUGGGAGACGAAGUACGUGGUGCUAGAUGGAACUAAAGUGUCCAUCUAUGACAGUGAGCCCAGAGAGGACUGUAUGGCGCCUGAGGAGGAGUUUGAGCUCUGUAUGCCUGAUGGAGAAGUGACAAUUCAUGGAGCUGUUGGAGCCUCUGAGCUCAUCAACACGGCAAAGUCAGACAUCCCAUAUGUGUUGAAGCUGGAGUCACAUCCCAACACCACCUGCUGGCCAGGCCAGUCUCUCUACUUCAUGGCUCCCAGCUUCCCUGACAAGCAGCGCUGGGUGGCUGUGCUGGAGUCUGUGGUGGCUGGUAGCCGUGGAUCUAAAGACAAAGUCGAUUCCGAUGCUGCAGGUGUUUCUAAAAGACAGAAGAACCUAUCCCCUCUGGUUCAGAAACUUCUUGGGAACUCCCUGCUGAAACUGGAGGGUGAUGACCGUUUGGACAUCAACUGCACUCUGCCUCUCACUGACCAGAUUGUGUUGGUGGGGUCCGAGGAAGGAUUGUACGCUCUAAACGUCAUAAAGAACUCUUUGACACACAUCCCUGGGCUGACCUCCGUCUUCCAGAUCCAGAUCCUGAAGGAGCUUGAUAAGCUGCUGAUGAUCACUGGAGAGGACAGGGCACUUUGUCUGGUGGAGAUCAAGAAAGUGAAGCAGUCCUUGUCACAGUCUCAUCUCCCGGCUCAGCCUGACCUCAAUCCCUUCAUCUUUGAGACAGUGAAGGGAUGCCACCUCUUCUCCUCUGGGAAGAUUGAUAAUGGGACUUGUAUCUGCGCUGCUAUGCCCAAUAAGAUCACAAUUCUACGACUCAACGAAAGCCUCAACAAGUUCUGCAUCAGAAAGGAAAUUGAGACGUCAGAGCCCUGCAGCUGUAUCCACUUCACUGGCUACAGCAUCAUCAUCGGCACCAACAAGUUCUAUGAGAUUGAGAUGAAGCAGUAUGUGCUGGAAGAGUUCCUGGAUAAAAACGACGUAACGCUCGCCUCUGCCGUCUUCGCUGCGUCUUCCCACAGCUUCCCGAUCUCUAUCAUCCAGGUCACCACUGCUCCACAGAAGGAUGAAUACCUGCUCUGUUUCCAUGAGUUUGGUGUGUUUGUGGAUGCAUACGGCCGCAGGAGUAGAAAUGAUGAUAUCAGAUGGAGCCGUCUGCCUCUCUCAUUUGCGUACCGAGAACCUUACUUGUUCGUGACCUACUUCAACUCCCUGGACGUUAUUGAGAUUCAGGGACAUGCUGCUCUGGGGCCUCACUCAUAUGCACACCUGGAUAUCCCCAACCCACGCUACCUUGGCCCCGCUAUCUCCUCUGGGGCCAUCUACCUGGCCUCGUCCUACCAGAACAAACUUAGGGUCAUAUGCUGCAAGGGCAACCUGAUCCAGAGCCAAGAGGGUUUAGGAGACCUGCAGCGAAACAGCUCCGGCCGCAGCCCCAACAAGCGCGGGCCUCCAUCCUACAAUGAGCACAUCUCUAAAAGGCUGGCCUCCAACCCAGGAGACCCAGGCACACCUCACCGCUACCGAGAGGCUCGCACAGAGUUUCGGCGGGACAAGUCCCCCAGCCGUCCAUUGGAGCGAGAGAAGUCCCCCGGCAGGAUGCUGGAGAGCCGGAUAGUGGGGUCUCCAGGCAGGGCCAUGGCCGACCCCCGGUUAGAGCGCUCCCCAGGGAGGGCCAUGGCAGACCCUCGCAUGGAGCGCUCCCCUGGCCGGAUGAUGGAUGUUCGUAGGGAGAGGUCCCCCGGACGAUUCGAAGAGCGCCAAAGGCUCCACACUGGCUCUGGACGCACACCCAUAAACUCUGUUAACAAGGUAUGGGACCAAUCAUCUGUUUGAGACACAGCAGAGCCACAUAGCCAGACAUGGACAGAGAAACUCAUCUAGGAAAGAGGAAAGGAAGAAACUCGGGAACCAGUGAGAAUGUCACCAACUCAUGAUAAAAACACUGCCACACAUCUGUUUUGCCUGACAUCUUAGCUGAGAAACCCUCAGAGGAAAACCUCUGUAGCUGUUACAGUAGAGAGAAUGAGAGAAAUAAAUAGAUGUCAUCACAAUCAGGUCAUUUUUUCCUUAAUGAACUUACGAAGGUCAAGAAAAUGACAUAUUUCCAAUCUGAGCAGAGAUGUUUGAGAAAAGGGAGGGAUGUGUAUGUGCUCUGUCAUUUGGGAAGGAAACAACUUGAUUUGAUUCAUUUUUGUCACCAACAGAAAGCUGUGACGUGAAUAGUCUUGACUCAUGAGUUUCUCUUGCUUCAGUUUACUGCAGACAGUAGAGACAGUAAUAGAUGAGCACAGCCGUAGCAACACAUCAAAGCCUAAAUAUUUCCAGAAGUCGUUCACGAGUGAAAAUGGCAGAAAACAGUAUUAUCACAAGUGGCAACUUUCCAAACUCAGCUCUGUCCUGUGUAGCUACAGCUCAGGGCAGGAGGGGAUUAACGUCCAACGAUCUUUCUGGCUCCAGUCCUGCACUUACACCUCAACACACAAUCAUUAUCGGCUUAUUACAAUCAUUCUCCACUAACCUCAGUCUCCUGUCGAGACUGUGGCUAGCUGAGGUAACAGGACUUAUCUCGAGCCAACGCUAAUUAGAACAAAAAAUUCAAAUGAAUGAACCCUUCCCACCCCUGUACAUCACACACCGGAUGAUUGUCUGCCCUCAGUUAGGUCGACACUAAAACUGCACUACCCACAAUCCCCCAGCAGCGAUGGAGCAGGACCUUUAUAAUCCCUCAGAAUGCUAUCUGACUGUAAAUAGACGAGACAUAAUUUUAUAUAUUAAGAAGGAAUUUCAAGGCUGGAUUAAGCCAUGUCUAUUUUUGUUAAAGAAAAAAAAAAAAAGUUAUUACGUGUCCUCUUGAAUGUCCAAUGAGUAUUCUUUUAAUAUGUCCAAACGUCUUUUAUCAAGUGAGUGAUUGUAUCUGGACCCAGCUCUUGUAUGCACUUCAUCUGUCAAAGGCAAAACCUCAGUGCUACAUUAUAUGACAGGAGGGAAAAAAUAGAUCAUGUAUGAAGCUUACAACAUAGUACUUGAGCAUUUCCUUUUGUACAAUGUCCCUGAAUAUUGUAAAUAUCCCAAAACUGUUCACGGUGAAGAUGGAAAUAAUCUUUUUUUUUUUGUUUUCCCUGAUUCGUAAAUGGCAUGGAUGUAUAUCUGAAAUGAAACGGAGUGCUGUCUUCUGCUUCUGCCUAAUUCGGGUAAUAUUUUUAUUCCACAGUUUAAGAAUGAAGCACGUGAAUAACAUCUGUUCAUUUAACUAUUUAACCUCUUUGCACAGUCCAUUCUUAUCAUUUUAAUUUUUAAAGGCACUCUUGGCAAGCUCAACAUUCCAGUCUAAACUUCAAGAAUCAAAUCCGUCCACAAUUGUCUUCGCUCUUGUUGAGCUGUUAGCUCUACGGACCUUCAUUGGAUAUAUGGAAAUAGAAAAUGCGUGUUUGUCAGAAUGUUUUUGAGAAUCCACUUUGCAACUUGCCCAGUGUGUCUGUCAACAGUAGUGCGCUCAAUAGGAAGAUUUUCCGUCAACUUACUGAAUCCACUAUUGUUCUUUUUUACACGUCACAAAUCUUCCUGAAUGUAUUCAAGCCAAGACGAUGGAACUUAUUCAUUGAUCGUAUUUGCUCAACAGAAAGCACCCAAAGCUACAGAUUGCACAAGUUUUCUACUGCUGUCUUUAUAGGACUCUAUAGAAGAAGGGUUUCCCAUCCUGUUUUAUUUAAUUUUUAUAUUGUUUUUAUAAUUAGUAUUUCUUUUCAGAUGAUCCUGAAUCACGAUGCCGUAACACUGGAUAUGAUAUUGAUGUCUGCAAACAAAUGUUUUAUUAGCGUUCUCCCUGUAGAGAUUUUGUCACAUAAUAUUAAAUAUUAUAUGCAUUGUC
Messenger RNA from Platichthys flesus (European flounder), 8549 nucleotides. RefSeq names its product citron rho-interacting serine/threonine kinase a (gene cita). The record is from RefSeq and is a predicted model, not a curated record. Gene Ontology annotation, molecular function: ATP binding; protein serine/threonine kinase activity. NCBI's taxonomy places the organism in Eukaryota, Metazoa, Chordata, Actinopteri, Pleuronectiformes, Pleuronectidae. The transcript is spliced from 49 exons. Gene Ontology annotation, biological process: actomyosin structure organization; peptidyl-threonine phosphorylation; mitotic cytokinesis. Gene Ontology annotation, cellular component: cytoplasm; cytoskeleton. Bases 137 to 6514 code for a protein of 2125 amino acids.